GCUGGAUCUCACAGGCUCUUCACCGGAAGGCAGCGCGAUGCCUUCCUUAGACAUCACGCUGCCUUCCAUGCCCAUCGGGUCCCACCUACAGCCGCAUUGGGGACCCGAUGGCACCGCCCGAUCGCCACUGCAAACCGCAUGACCCCAUCCCCCGGCAUUGUGAAAGGAUGCCCACUGAAUGCUUUCAGCGGGCAUCCUGUCAAUUAACUCCCGCUGCGCCGCAAUCUUACCGGACUCGGGAAACGGGGCGUACCGGUACUUCCUACAUCCUUAAGGGGUUAAAAACGGUCCUAUUGAUUUCAAUAGGUCCGUCUGACAGCGAAAACGGCCCAAAAUAGGAAGCUAUUCACUGGCAUUUAAAAGAACGGCCAUGUGAAUAGCCCCACAGACUUUCCUUGGUGCUAAAAAUGGCUGUGUGAUGGCUAUUAUUCACUGUCGUGUGCAUGAGGCCUAAAAGUGAUGCUCACAGAUGGGUUAUUCUUCAUUUCUCUGAGGGACCGGAUGUGAAUGGCUGCCAUCAGUCUCCACACAUCUAGACGUAUCUUGCUAGCACUGCCCAUACUCCGGUGACAUGCACAGUGCAUAAUCCCAGACCCUAAACCCCCUGUCAUGUAACGGAACGUGACGGAUAACUUUCCCCGUCCUUCCCGCGCUCACCGCCGUCGCGGCCUCUCCUCACUCAGUCCCUGCGUGCGUCAUUCCGUACGAAACGCCGCUGACGUCAUCACGGCUCCAGCUACGCUUCGGUCACAAGGAGGAGCUGUGCUCUCGGUGGAGCUGAGGGAGGGUCACGAACUCUGACCCGCCGGGAACCGAGUGCAGCCCAUAACGGAGUUUUCGUCGCCUGGCAGCAGUGGUCCGCGGUGUUUUCCCGGUCGCAGCUCGGAUGCGGACCCAAACCUCGGUCGUGUGCAUAAGGACUUAACCUCUCACUGUGUAAUUGCACUCUGCUCCCGACAAACCACUAUAAAGCAUGGAGGAGAAAUCUUUCAUAAAUUAUUCAGCCACCUCUCCUCUGCUCCUCCGGACAGCCCAGAGCGCACUCAGCUAGCUGACAAAGUUUUUCACAGGCUUAUACUUGGCACAAAACUGGAUGUCCUAAAGAACAUCUUUAAUUCCAAAGGUUUUUCAGUGAAGACAGAUCAUGGCGUCUAUAGAAGAAAUAGCCCACCAAAUUAUCGAACAGCAAAUGGGAGAGCUUUCUCGCUCACAGACUGAAGUAACGCAUACUGCAUUGGUGGAUGGAAAUACCCAAAGGAUACAGCUUAUUCCAUCAGAUUCAAGUGUUUCCAUACCUCACCGAAUACAGCUUGUCACAGAUCAGCAGACGGGUCAGAAAAUUCAGAUUCUUACAGCAGUUGAUCAAAGUGGGACAAGCAAAAGGUUCAUUUUGGCUAAUAGCGAUGGCUCAUCUCCAAGUAAAGUGAUCCUUGCAAGGCAAGAUGGCAGUCAAGGCAAGGUAUACCUUACAACUCCUGACGCUGCUGGUGUCAAUCAGCUAUUCAUCUCAAGUCCUGAUGUUUCUACACAGCACAUUCAGAUAUUGUCAGAUGCCCAAUGUUUAGACCAGAAUUUAAACAAACCAGUAGUGGAUCUUUGUGUGGUCUGUGGCGAUAAAGCUUCAGGGCGCCAUUAUGGGGCGGUAACGUGUGAGGGCUGCAAAGGUUUCUUUAAAAGAAGUAUUAGGAAAAACCUGGUUUAUACAUGCAGAGGAUCGAAAGAUUGUGUUAUUAACAAACACUACCGCAACAGAUGUCAGUAUUGCCGACUACAAAGGUGUAUUGCACUUGGGAUGAAGCAAGAUUCUGUGCAGUGUGAAAGAAAACCUAUUGAAGCUGCUAGAGAAAAAUCAACAAAUUGUGCUGCAUCCACAGAAAAAAUCUACAUUCGGAAAGAUUUGCGAAGUCCUCUGGCUGCAACAACAACUUUUGUUUCUGACAACAAACCCAUAAGGUCAAACAAUUUGUUGGAUUCUGGAAUGUUAGUGAAUAUACAGCCUUCUGGAAUUAAAACUGAGCCCAUGCUAAUAACACAUGAAAACCAAGUCGAAGCCUGCCAGGGAGAUUUAAGCACCUUGGCCAAUGUUGUCACAUCACUUGCAAAUUUUAGCAAGACAAAAGAGACGUCUCAGUCCAGCACAGAACUCUCUGCUGUGGAAAGUCUGAGUAAUGGUGAUACGUCACUCUCCGAACUUCCGCAAGAUAAUCAGUCCAACAAUGAAGUCACCAGAGCCUUUGAUACACUAGCAAAAGCUCUUAACCCGUCUGAAAGCUCUUCCCAGGACUUGUCAGAAAACAUUGAAUCUAGCUCUAACCUCUUUCAAGACAUUGGAGUUGUUGAAAUGGAAGGACCCCUUCUUAGUGAUUCCCACAUAUCCUUCAAGCUGACAAUGCCUUCCCCAAUGCCUGAAUACCUGAAUGUGCACUAUAUCUGUGAAUCAGCAUCACGGCUGUUAUUCCUGUCCAUGCACUGGGCCCGCUCUAUUCCCUCCUUCCAAGCUCUUGGGCAAGAGGUCAGCAUCUCUCUAGUGAAAGCUUGCUGGAAUGAGCUGUUUUCGCUUGGUCUUGCUCAGUGCUCCCAAGUGAUGAAUGUGUCGACUAUACUAACAGCGUUUGUUAAUCACCUGCACGGCAUGCAGCAUGAUAAACUUACUGGAGACAAAUUAAAGUUGGUGAUGGACCACAUCUUUAAACUUCAAGACUUCUGCAAUAGCAUGGUUAAACUUGGACUUGAUGGGUACGAGUAUGCCUACCUGAAAGCAAUUGUCUUAUUUAGUCCAGAUCACCCUGGAUUGGAAAAUGCAUUGGAUAUUGAAAAACUCCAAGAAAAAGCCUACAUGGAAUUCCAAGACUAUGUCACCAAAACAUACCCAGAUGAUACCUACCGGCUUUCUCGGCUCUUACUGCGGUUGCCAGCCCUGAGACUAAUGAGUGCUGCCAUUAUGGAGGAGCUCUUCUUUGCAGGCCUAAUUGGCAAUGUACAGAUCGAUAGUAUUAUUCCAUAUAUUUUGCGUAUGGAAAACGCUGACUACAACAGCCAGAUUGUUGGAGUCAAUGUAUAGCAUAUGUCUGACAUACAAAAAAGGACUUGGAAAGCAUUUUAUUCUUGAUUUCCUUUUAGAAAGAAGAUGCACAAGAUAUUGAAGGAUGUGUAAAAGUUUGCUUAAAUAUCUUCAAGUAUCUUUUGUCUUUUCUGUCAAUAGAUUAAUUGUGCCUUUUUGGCACGGUGUAUAUAUUACCAAAUAUAUAUAUAUAUAGAGAGAGAGAUAUGUUUAUAUUGUUGUGAAUGGCCUAUGGCUACCUAGUCAGAUAUAUUGAAAGCAGUGCUUUUUACCCUCCCCCAGAGUAUCAUGUUAUGGUACGCUGCAGUAUGAUUUGUUAUAAUGAACUCCUGUUUUUAUUGCAGUUUUGUGUUGCGUGCCUUGCCUGGAUGCUUUCUAAGCUGUGCAGCAGGUUUGCAAGUGACCUAAGCUUAUUUUAUACAUUCAGACUGUUUGAACAGUCUAAACUAGAAGCUUUUUUUUCUUUUUUCUUUUUUUAAAUUUAAUGAAAACCUUGUACGUAUUCUCUAAGAAUCACAGUACUAACAUAAAAGAAAUAUUCUUCAUGUCAAAGGAUUUCUUCUUGUUCCUGCAUGGAAUAAAAAUGCAUUUCCAUAUUUUAUGGUCUUUGUGACAUUAGUAGUAUAUAAGUCUCAGAUUGUAAUAUAUUUAAAGAUUAUAUUCAUUUUCUUAUAUUGCCAGCAGGGUUCUGAAAAAAGCUAUGUUUUAUUCCAUGAGGAUUUAUUAAGAGUACCCUUUCAUUUGCUUGUUUCUGUAGUAAAGAAAGAUGGGUUUUUCACAAUGUUUUCCAUUUGUAGGUGGUGCUGUUUAAUCGUGUUAUAGUUUCCUACAGCCCUUGUGAAUAUGUAACAUUAAUGGUGUUGUGCAGUGGCUUAAUAGUGAUGACCUAUCCCCAGGAUCAGUAUCGGAUCAGCAGGGAUCUGGCUCCUGGCACCCCCACCGGUCAGCAGUUUGAAUAGGUUAUGGCGCUUGUGCGAGUGCUUCUUCCUCUUCAGUUUACCAGUGCAGUCUCCUUUGUGGCUGUGACGCAGUGUAAUUACAACUGCUCCGUCCCAUUAAUUUAAAUGGGAUGGCCAGUAAUUAUACUGCACCGCCGCUACAAAGUAGACUGUGUGCUGGUGAACUGAAGAGGAAGAAGUACGAGCGCCACAACCCAUUCAAACUGCUGAUCGGCGCCUCUGUUGAGGAUUAUUGCAUCAACAAUAUAAAACAGAAAAGUCCUGCAUGCAGAACUGUUUAGACCAGUAAGAUGAGAGGCUCCCUAACAGGAACCCAACAAUCUGAUUGUAGUUAUUAGUGUCCGUCUGGCAGUGUUUCGGUUAUGUUGCGGAUCCAUAUUUUCUGUUAUUUUCGUAGCAGAACAGAGGAAAUCAUAAGCGCAAACGUGAAAGCGAUUUUUUCCAGCAAUAUGUUAACUUGUGUAAACUGUAAUCUUGUUUCCAUUUAAUUCCGUAGACCUUACUGAAGUUUCCAUCGCUCCAUGCCAAAACUUCUAUGAAACCCUAUCUGAAAGCAGCAUAUAGUAGGGGUAGAGAUGCUGAGCUCCGGUAUCUAUAGUUUACGAUGACUUAAAGGGGUAUUUUGGUUGUUAAAGAGGUUGUCUCAUCCCACCUCAUCCACACAGUUCGGAUCACAGUGCUGUGGCGCUCUGCUGUUUCAGUAGCUCUCAUUGCCAUGCACAAUAGGCUAUGCUGUCUCCCUCACUCAGAAAUGGCAUAGCUUGCUGUGCACAGCAAUGAGAGCUACUGAAACAGCAGAGCGCCGGAGCUCUAUUGUCGGAACUGUGUCUCAUCUCGCCUUAGUAACGACGGGAUGAGACAACCUCUUUAAGUUAUCCUUAACCUGAAACAAAUGGAUGACUUAUUUCCACAGACUUCACCAUUAGGAAGAAAUAACUAAUUUCAAAAAUGUGGGGGGGGGAACCUCUAAGAAAACACUUGUCAAAAACGCAUGAUAUUCUUGAUGUUUUGUCCGUGGCAUUUGUCUCAGGUUAUUUCCAUAGGCUUCUCCAUAGGAAAUAAAAAGAACCAAUGUCAAAACUGUGAGACUAAAAACCACUACUAAAACACUUGGGGGAAAAAACACAAAAUUAUUGCAGUUUUUUUUGUAAGACAAUAAAAUUGCAUGUGAAGAAAGCCAAAUAGGAAAAAUUCUGUUUUCGGCAGACAUGUCCUUUAGAUCUUACUGAAGUUUAUAGGGGUUGGCCGGUUUCCUGUAUUGAUGACCUAUCCUCAGUCAGCUCUUUGAAUAGACUGCAGCACUUGUAUGAGCGCUUCAGUCUUUCACUGUUUACCUGCUCACCGUCGACAUUGCAGCGGUGAGCAGGUGUAAUUGCAGCUCCCCCAUCCCAUUGACUUGAAUGGUAUAGAGCAAUUAUUGUUACAGUCCAUUCUGUCCCAUUGAGGUUAAUGGGACGGAGGAGCUGUAAUUACCCCUGCACACCACGGCAAUAUCUAUGGUGAGCAGGUAAAUAGUAAGGAGAACACAGCACUCCUGUCUCUAAAAACCGCUGAUUGGUGGGGUGCUGGAAGUCGGAACCCUGCUGAUCUGAUAAUGAUGACCUAUCUCAACUGUGCCUAGGCCAUGCGACUGAACGUGAUGUCACUGGCCUAUUCAAACAGCUGAUUGGCAGGGGUGCCGGGUGUCGGACCCCCCCACCCAUCUGAUAUUGAUGACCUAUCUUGAGGAUAGGCCAUCAACUUUAUUCCCAGAACACCCCUUUAAUUUUUGGGACAAGUAAGGUUAUUUUUACACUUGCGUCAGAGGAUUCCGGCAGGAAGUUCCGUCGCCGGAACUGCCUGCCGGAUCUGGCAAUCUGGACACAAACGGAUGGCAUUUGAAAUGCAUUGAAAUACUGGAUCCGUCUCUCCAGUGUCAUCAGGAAAAACAGAUCCGGUAUUAAUUGGUCUGCGCAUGUGUGGACCGAAAGAAUGGAUCAGUCAAUUCGGCAAGUGUUCAGGCACUAAUACAUUUCAAUGAAAAUUAAUGCCGGAUCCGGAACAUGCUGCGGUAUUUUCACUGGCCAAAAAACGUAAGAGGGACUGAACUGAUGCAUCCGGAACGGAAUGCUCUCCAU
Messenger RNA from Bufo gargarizans (Asiatic toad), 6137 nucleotides. RefSeq names its product nuclear receptor subfamily 2 group C member 1 (gene NR2C1). The record is from RefSeq and is a predicted model, not a curated record. Gene Ontology annotation, molecular function: nuclear receptor activity; RNA polymerase II cis-regulatory region sequence-specific DNA binding; zinc ion binding. NCBI's taxonomy places the organism in Eukaryota, Metazoa, Chordata, Amphibia, Anura, Bufonidae. Gene Ontology annotation, biological process: cell differentiation; negative regulation of transcription by RNA polymerase II; anatomical structure development. The transcript has 17 exons. The coding region runs from base 1145 to 3061 and encodes 638 amino acids.